Drosophila santomea is the source of this 2464-nucleotide messenger RNA. It is a transcript of the gene vex, whose product is annotated as E3 ubiquitin-protein ligase HUWE1. NCBI's taxonomy places the organism in Eukaryota, Metazoa, Arthropoda, Insecta, Diptera, Drosophilidae. The transcript is spliced from 6 exons. The coding region runs from base 134 to 1327 and encodes 397 amino acids. The record is from RefSeq and is a predicted model, not a curated record.
GCUUUCGCAGCGUGCGCAUCUCGUGACCGAAAGUUUUUGCUCAGUGUAUUUUAGCCAACCAAGAGAUUACCAAACAAGCAACGAACGCUUAAAUCCGCACAUAAACCGCACUUCGAUCCGAUUCGGUGAGACGAUGUCGUUGCUGCUGCUCCUUUUGGCCGUCGUCCUGCCGCAGCGGCAGCUCCUGCCCUUCGUAUCCGGAGGGUCCUGCCGGGAGGCGCAGCUCUGCUGCAAUGGCCGGGACUCAUCCUGCGUCGUCCAGAAGGCUCCCAUCAACGCCAUCAUCGAGGACCUCAGCGACAAGCCCUGCUACUGCGACCACGCCUGCCUCAAGCUCGGCGAUUGCUGCGACGACUUCAAGGAUCACUGCGGAGUGCUGGACUGCCAGGUGGGCGAUUGGGGCGCCUGGAGUGAAUGCGACCGGAGUUGCGGCACGGGAAUGAUGACGCGGAACAGGCAGAUCCUGCAGGCAGCACAAAAUGGUGGCAAGCACUGCCCCACGCUGCAGCAGAAGAGGAGUUGCCAAGGAUACCGAUGCCAUGGCCACCACGACAAGAAGAUACUGCGAGAAAUGGCCCUUCUUCUGCCAGCGGCCCUUUCGCACAAUCAUCAUGUCAACGAAAGUGGCGAUUUACGGCGCAAUCUCCGCACGCGCUACCGCGACGCCUACAAACACAACCAUGAUCAGGAAUAUUGCGUGGAAUUCGAGGUACUCAAAUCAUCUAAGGCCUGUCACAAGCUGCCGCCAUAUAAUCUGAUGGCAGAAGGCGAUCGCAUCACGGUGCGCUGUGACCUUGAGGCGUUGAUCCUAGACUCAGCCGGCAGCUCCACCACCGCCAGGACACCCCAAGGCCCCACCACGCCGUCCACGACCACUGUUGCAUCCGCAGCUUCCGCCUAUGGCCAGCGAACGGAUGAGCUGGAGGAGGAGCAUCAGCAGCGGGAGACAAGCAGCGACGAGGAGACGACCAACCAGGAUGGCGAGGCGGAGGCGGAGGAGGAGGAAGAGGAGCCGGAGCAGGAUGAGCAGGACGACCUGCAGAAUGCCCUGGACUCGGACAGCAACGAGAGCACCGACUACCGUCAUCAGCGGCACUCGCAGAUGUUGCAAAUGUCCCACAGCCGGCGGACAGCGGAAAAGCGCAGCGCCGUGCCGGCCACGCCCACGCCCACGCUGGCGCCCACCUACCAUUGCCGGGGGGAGGGGCUGGCCGGACGCACGACACGCUGGAGCGCGCUGCCGGCGCCGUCGUGCCGCGGCAAGUGGCUACGCCUGACCGUUGGUCCGCCCAAGAAGUGCGGCCACGCCCAGUUUAUCUUCGUCUAAGGCGACAUCACGGUCCAGUCAAGUGCGGUGAUCAUUUUUUUUUUUCUCCGUGUAGUUUAUGGUGUACUGUCUCCCCCACUCAUCAUAUCAUAUCAUAUCACCCGCGCCCCCCCUGCCACGCCCCCUCACUUCCGGCCCAAAAUAAAUAAAGUACCCCAUCGUAUGUAAGCGUUUAAACAUUAAGCCAGUGGAUUAAGAAGAUCAUAGCAUAUGUAUGUGUGGUGAGGUCAGGUUUUUUUUUUUUUUGUCGUGCUAGAGAAAAGAUCCGAAUACUAAGGACACACUGCCAGUGAGAUAUAGGGAGUAUAUGAAGGAAUAUCGAAUUAUUCCGAAGUUUUAAGGGGUUCUACCAUUUUGGAUCCAAUAAAUAUUUGUGGGGUUCCAGAAUACAUAAGACCAUGCAUGUGGACUCUAGAAAUGAACCACUUCUAAACGAACAUAACAAACAUGAAAUAACUGCUCUACAACGUUUAACAAACUUUUGAUCUUUAAAAUGUAAGACAUACAUAUGUAUGAUCCCCCCCACACACAUGGUAUUCAUCAUAUAACCAUAUAGACAUCACGGCUGCUGUGGACUUUCUUCGGAGAGCAUUUCUCUAAUUAGUUUAGGAAACACUCACGCGUAAGCAUUUGGGCUUAGGACCCAAACAACAACUUAAUAUACAUAUGUAUGCUGGGAAUCUGCUAAGACGCUCGGAUCUCGGAUCGGAUAAUACUAGUAACUAGGGACUAAGUCAUCAAAUACCGCAUAACAUCUACAGUGAAUAUGGAUAUGGAGUCGGGCUGCGUAGUGAAAGAACCUAUACAUAUAUAUAUAUAAAUAUAUAUGUGGAUGUGCAUGAGUGUAUCUGUCUAAUCGUUAGUUCCCCCGACUCGCAAGCAUAUAUCAUACACACAAUUUACACAUACAUACAUACUAUACAUACAUAUAUAAUACAUUAGUCAAAAUCAAGUGAUUGAGGUCCACAAUAUUUGGUUACCCAACUGGCAGACAACCCUUUGGAGUCGGAAUUAACGUUUGGAUCUUAGCAUUAAUCUGGAUUUUAGGUACACACGAAUGUCGAAGUAAUUAUUAUAAUUAUAAUUAAACCAAUAAUGAGAUCAUUCAAUAAAGAACGAGUAUAAUUUUAAAGUAAA